CAGAAAACACGACAAAAGACUGAAAACUGAAAUCAACAGAAAUCAAGGUGAAGGUCUGAUGUAAGCUAGGUCCUGAUUUUGCGUAUUCGUACAGUUCUGUCACGAAAAAUAGUCGGAAAAAUUCCGGGAAAAUCAAUAAUACAUAUUUUUCAAUCGUCCUGUGUUCUCAACAUUAAACUCCUCACAUAUAAACAUCUCUACUUUCAACAAGCAUGUCUCAAGAAAACAGUAAAAAUUUGAAAAAGUGGGUGGUACCGUCCUUUGGAGGAUGCUCAAUCGACGACGUUGCUCCCAAGUCGGCGAAAAAGCGGCCGAAUCGUCCCACAGGCCGCAGUGGAAUUUGUAAAUUUUCGACAGAAAUCAGCUGGGUGGAAAAGCACAGUCCCUGCUCCGUUAGUGAACUUGCUGUGCACAAGAAAAAGGUCGACAGUGUCUACGACUGGCUUAAGUCAGCAACUUCUGGGCAGUCAAAGGCAAAGUUUUGCUGGUUGAAGGGCCCUUCUGGCAGUGGAAAAAGCACAACGGUCAAAGUGGCCGCCCAGGAGUUGGGAAUCGACGUCAAGGAAUGGAUCACCCCCAGCAGUAAUUUCUUCUACACAGAAAAUGAUGACGGAGGCAGAAACUACGAAGACUACAGAAGUGACACAGAUUUGGUACGGGAGUUUGUCAUCAAGGGAAGCCGCUUCCCCAGCUUGUUUGCUCCGAACCUUUCCAAGUGGAUUGUCAUGGUCGAAGACUGGCCGCUGGUCCUUCUGCAAAACCCAACAAAGUGGCACAAUAUUUUGGAAGAAUUUGCAGAAAUCGGAAAGUGCCCUCUAAUUAUGGUGACAGGAGAGGAGCAGGUUUACUCCAAACUUGUCCCCGAUUUCUUCGUCCAAUCAUUCGGAAUCCAAACAUUCUCAUUCAAUCCUUUGGCGCCAACUUUGCUGAAGAAAAUUCUGACCGAGGUGGCCCAGAAGGAGGCGCCGUCGAAUGUCUCUGUCAAGGACGUCGUUGAAAAUAUUUGUCAGUCAAGCUGUGGUGACCUCAGGUCUGCCAUCAACACUCUGCAAUUUGCUUGCUCGAAAGAUUUUGGCAACACGGGCAAAGUGCACAAAAUGCCAGAAACAAAGAGGCGGAAAACUGAGGCACUGGCUAAGCAGGGAAGUGAGAAAUUGGCCAAGAUCGGAGGACGAGACGCCCCUGACGACUUUUUCCACACCAUCAGCAGGACUUUGUAUGCCAAAAGGCUGGACGAUGGAAAUUUCAAAACCUCACCAGACGAAAUAGUUGCGAAUGUUUCUGAUCGAACCGAUAUGUUCACCGGCUUCAUGCAAGAAAACUAUUUGGACUUUAUGCCAGACAUUCAAUCUGCUGCCAAAUGUGCUGAAAACUUUGAGCUGGUUUCCCGUCUCUUCAGAAAUUCAUUCGAUAAGCCGGUUCUGCAAGGCAUGGGUUUGGAUGUGGUUACGAGAGCGGUCAUGUCGGCAAAAAGGGUCAAAAGUCAGACUUCGUCAUUCAAAAGCCACCGCAAACCAAAAUACAUCCAAGUUGAGAAAAAUCUCCACCAAUUAAAUAUGGAUUGUAGGAGUUCAUUUUCACUCUACAACACUUCAAGCCAAGCACUUCUGACUGAAAUUUUGCCUUACAUGACUGUCAUUCAGCCUCCUCGCCUUAGCUCUGGACAAACUGCUCUUGUGAUGAAGAUGGCGUUAGAAAGGCCCGUGUUUCUUAAGCCCUCAGUUCCUGUUUGUGGAAAUGCUCAAAAUGGAUCAGAGAAUGACCCUGAAAUGAAGAUUGAAGAGGUUGAUAGUGAUUAAUUUCCCAUCAAAAUGUAAAUCCAAAGAUAAAAAAUUAUUUAUUAACAAAUCCGUAAUCAGUCAUUUCAACUAAAAAUAAAAAAUGUAAAACUAAUUUGGUUUUAGAACAGCAUUUGGUUAGCUGACUUUUAGAGUGCGCCUUUCAAUAGGAGAAGUAAAUGAGAAAGAAGCUAUGAUUGACUAAAUCAUACUGAGUAUCAACAAGUUUCAAUGUGACAAUCAGUACCAAUAAUCCCAAAUGCAGUUAGCUCCAAUUUAAUUUAUUGAACCAAACAAAUCGCGUGGCGCUGCUCGAAUUGAAACUUAAACGUCGGCAGCUUCGUGCAGUCUCGCCAAUUACGUUUCCCACGCAUUCACGCGCCCCACACCAACACAGCAUUAUAAUAAUGUGCCACCAUGAAAAAGUUGCAUCUUGAUAUAUAUGUAGAGAGGGUGAAAAGUGAGAAAGAAAGUUUUUGUGGUCAGUAUCGUCAAAAGCUUGAACCCGCAUUGCGCAACACACGGAGCGAGGGGCGCGCCACGUGCCCCCCAUGCCGCUCUCUCGCUCGCAGGGGUGGCGCGUCUCACCCCCGACCGACCGCACGCGCGCCCUCAUAAGGGUGCAUUACGCGAUCAUUUUAGAGCACCCUAAUUAUAUGUAUAUGCGCACUAGAGGUGGAAUCCAGGAAUGGGGGCUACAAAAAUUGUUGCGUCGAAAAAAUAAAAUUCAUUGCGUUUA
This is a messenger RNA of Neocloeon triangulifer, 2517 nucleotides long. RefSeq names its product cell cycle checkpoint protein RAD17 (gene Rad17). Lineage: Eukaryota; Metazoa; Arthropoda; Insecta; Ephemeroptera; Baetidae. Gene Ontology annotation, molecular function: chromatin binding. Bases 213 to 1799 code for a protein of 528 amino acids. Gene Ontology annotation, biological process: mitotic DNA replication checkpoint signaling; DNA damage checkpoint signaling; DNA repair. The transcript has 12 exons. The record is from RefSeq and is a predicted model, not a curated record.